This is a messenger RNA of Bombyx mandarina (wild silkworm), 412 nucleotides long. RefSeq lists its product as uncharacterized. NCBI's taxonomy places the organism in Eukaryota, Metazoa, Arthropoda, Insecta, Lepidoptera, Bombycidae. The record is from RefSeq and is a predicted model, not a curated record.
AUGAUGGAAGAAGAGUGUUGGACAACUGAUUCUUCAAUAUUCAAGCAGAUGCCACAGGAAAUACCAAGAAUAACCAGAUCUAUCGAGCGACGUCGAUUCUAUAGCCGUCGCUUCAGAAACAUGAGACCUAAUCGUGAUAAUCCGUCGGGAAUCGGACCGGAAUGGGUCAUGGAGUUAGAGAGGUGCAGGGUAGAGUCUGAAGAAAAACUAGCUGAUGCUGCUCUGAUUAUGGCGGAGGCGGCGCGCACGCAAGCCUUGGCAGCGAGUACUCAGGCUGACCUGAUACGGAAGCUGGUAGAGCUGCUGGGGCGGUCUCUGGGGAUGACACGAGAGCAACGGACAACAGAAUAGGGAUCCAUACAUUUUCUGUGUUGUAUUUCAUGAACUAUAACUAUAAAAUGUUCUAAAAAGU